Messenger RNA from Arachis stenosperma, 1243 nucleotides. Its product is annotated as GDSL esterase/lipase At1g28570-like. The transcript is spliced from 5 exons. The record is from RefSeq and is a predicted model, not a curated record. Gene Ontology annotation, molecular function: hydrolase activity, acting on ester bonds. The coding region runs from base 20 to 1147 and encodes 375 amino acids. Lineage: Eukaryota; Viridiplantae; Streptophyta; Magnoliopsida; Fabales; Fabaceae.
CCACUACAUUACAAUAUUCAUGGCUGCUUAUUCUUCUUCUUUAACAGUUCUUCUUCUUCUUCUUCAUGUGACUGCUAUGUCCAUGAUUUCAAUGGGUGUAGCAGGAUCCUAUGGUCAAAGCCACCGCUACAAAGCAAUAUACAGCUUCGGAGAUUCCCUGGCCGACACCGGAAACUUGUAUUAUGAGACUGAAAAGCUUUCGGCAUCACGUACUUCAUGCUUACACCUUCCUUAUGGAGAAACUUAUUUUCAUCGCCCAACUGGAAGGUGCUCCGACGGCCGUCUUAUCGUUGAUUUUCUUGGUAAAGAACUAACAACUAAGAUGGGGCUACCACUGCUGAAACCGUAUCUAGGAAUCAAGAAUGGGAAGAUAAAAAAAGAUUGGAAGGCAAGAGAGGGAGUGAACUUUGCGGUUGCAGGUGCCACUGCCUUGAAUUCAAGCUUCUUCAUAGAGAGGGGUAUCCUUAAUAUUGCCACCAACUAUUCCCUUGCCGUCCAGUUAGAUUGGUUCAAACACUUGCUCCCUUCAAUUUGUAAUUCUUCUUCAGACUGUAAAAAAGUUCUUGGGAGCUCUUUGUUUCUUGUGGGGGAGAUUGGUGGCAAUGACUUCAAUCACCCACUUUUUUUGAGGAAGAGUGUUGAAGAAAUCAAGGCAUACAUACCUUUUGUGAUUAAUGAAAUCUCUUCAGCUAUAAAUGAAUUGAUUCAUCUAGGGGCUCGAACUAUGAUUGUUCCUGGAAAUUUCCCAAUUGGAUGCAAUGUCAUCUAUUUAAGAAUAUUCAAUACUACGAAUAUGAAGGAAUAUGAUGAAGCUGGUUGUCUCAAAAGGUUAAAUGAGCUUGCUCAAGAUUAUAACAAGAAACUUCGUGUAGAAAUAAAUCGACUUCAAAGGCUUUAUCCCAAUACAAAUAUCAUCUAUGCAGAUUAUUACCGUGCUGCCUUGCCAUUAUAUCAUUCUCCAAAACGAUAUGGAUUCAAAACAAUUCAAAAUUCAUGUUGUGCUGCUGGAGUUAACAAUGGAUCACGUUGUCCAAGUGCGUGUUAUGAUCCAUCCCAUUAUAUUUCUUGGGAUGGUAUACACUUGACAGAGGCAGCAUAUAACUUGAUUGCUAAAAGGAUUAUCAAAUGGACCUUAGGUUUAUUUUAAACUAAUUGCUAUUUUAUGUGCUUUAAUGAUGAGUUAGUAUCGAAUAAUAACAGUGUAGCUUUUACGAUUGUUACACUAUGUUGAACAAUAUUUUUC